AUGGCGAACGAGCAAAGGGACUUGAUUGAUAAACUGGAAUCACCCUCAGCAGUCGUGCACAUAGAAUAUGAUAUGGCAAAUCCACCACCGCACCGUGGACCGUCAUGGACGCGCUUCGUCUGUAUCAGCGACACCCACGCGCAUGUCUUCCCGGUGCCGGAUGGCGACGUGCUCCUGCACAGCGGCGACAUAACCAACACGGGAAAGCUGGGCGAUUUCCAAACAUCGAUGGGAUGGCUGUAUGAAUUGCCCCAUCCCACAAAGAUAAUCAUCGCAGGGAACCAUGACCUCACUCUACACAGAGGCUGGUACGAGCAGAACUACGACAGAUGGCACCGGAAGAAGAUGGAGUCCCCGCAGAAAGUCGAGCCGAUUUAUGAGUUGCUCAAGGGAGAGAAGGCUAAGAAAGCCCGACUUGUGUAUCUUGAAGACGAGGAAUAUACCUUCCAAGCGAAAGAAGGCGGCCGGACCUGGUCGGUCUACGGCUCUCCUUGGUCACCGUGGUUCUAUGACUGGGCGUUCAACUACAAUCGAGGUCCAGAGGCUGAAAAGCUUAUCUCGAAAUUCCCAAAGACAGACAUCCUCCUCACCCACGGACCACCACAUGGCAUCCUGGACCAGACACUAUCUGAGGACCACGUAGGCUGUGAGGCUCUCGCCGCCCGCCUCCCCCACCUCCAGCCGCGCCUCCACCUGUUCGGACACAUCCACGAGGCGCACGGCGCCGAACUACGUGCAUGGAAUGAGAACGCCAGCACCGUCUUCGUCAACGCAGCAAACUGGCCUAUGGGUCCUCGCUGCGAGCCGGCGCGUAAAAUGGGCCAGCGGCCCAGUUUCGGUGGCCCAGGAUUCAGACCCAUCAUUGUGGAUCUCCUCGACUAG
This is a messenger RNA of Gloeophyllum trabeum ATCC 11539, 882 nucleotides long. RefSeq names its product Metallo-dependent phosphatase. Gene Ontology annotation, molecular function: hydrolase activity. Bases 1 to 882 code for a protein of 293 amino acids. Lineage: Eukaryota; Fungi; Basidiomycota; Agaricomycetes; Gloeophyllales; Gloeophyllaceae. The transcript is spliced from 6 exons. The record is from RefSeq and is a predicted model, not a curated record.